UAUGGACCGGACCUUUUUCCAAUCACCUCCAGCCAAACACGGACAAACUGUGUGUGAAAAUAUCUCCACGUCUUCUUCUUCUUUUUCAUAUUCUGCUUAUUUUUCCCGGUUUGGAUUUUACCUUCAAGAAAAGUUGGGAUUUUGAAGUUACCGGCGCUCUUUUUGUUUUUUUCUUGCUAACGUUAUGUUGGGAAUAUAACGUUAUCUUGUCUACUAACAUAUAAUAACAGCUUAUAUCUAAUGGAUGCAAAUGCAGUACACUGUUGGAAUAUAUAUUUUUUAAUUCCUCACUUUUUCUUUUGAGGUGGAACAAAAGUUAUUUGUUGUGUUUGUUUGUUUUGUUUUAAGUGGUGGAUAAUGCAAUUUUCUUGUCAUCGCGACUGUUUCAGUAGUUUUGUCGUGUUUUACGUGAACUGAAAACUUUCAAAUAUGAUUUCGGAGGAGAGAAGCAGCCACGUAAAUAAACAAGCCCUGAACUUCCCUGUGGGUUUACUGAUCCGCUCUCCAAAGAAGCGCCUGGCCAAGCUGGGAAGGAAACCCAGCAAUGGAUCUGUCCAGUCCAACAACUCGGACAGCACAGUCCGCUCCGCAGAGAGCACGGGUGUCCGGCAGCCAGCCAAGAGCAAAAUCCGCCGGCACAACAACAGACUUUCAACUGUUUUCAACUACAGCCCCAACCUGCGGGACAGCGGACGACGCGGCCAGACGAUGGGCAGCGGGACGUUGGCCGGAGACCUCCAGGCUGCAGACGACCCGGCCGAGCUGUCCAGCCAAAUGUCUGUCCCCGGCAUCCUGAAGAUCUUUGGCAGUGACAUCUGCCAUGGGACCAACUACAAGAGCGUGCUGGCCACCACGCAGUCCAAUGCAAAGGAGCUGGUGAAGGAGGCAUUGGACAGGUACUGCCUGGAAAAAGAAGACCCCAACGACUACGUGUUAUGUGACGUGAUCGGUCAGACGGGCGCGGACAACCAAUGGAAGAGAGAGUGUUUCCGCGUGGUGGGAGACAACGAGAAACCCCUCAUGCUGCAGUCGCUUUGGAAACCCAAGGAAGGCUUCUCCAGACGCUUCGAAAUCCAGAUGCGAGCGAGCAUCGAGGAGCAAAGUUUAAAAGACAGAGACACAGUCACAGCAGGCAUCAACGCUCAGGCCCGUAAGCUGCAGAAGGGCCGCUCCAGAGUGACCUCGCUGUUCGUGGACGGCAGCGUGGAGGACGUGGACGGGCUCGGGAUCUGGAGAAGCCUGAGUGAGAUGGAUCUGUCUGCGAUGGGGAAGGAGGCCAGCCGGGCCCAGCAGGGCGCUCUCAGGGAGGAUCCAGAGGCCGAGGCCGACAAGGAGGUCCUGAGGCUCGGCAUGGAGAAGGAGGAGACGGAAAGUAGUGAUGACAACACCACCCAGUACUCCAUUCACCCGCCCUUCGACUUCCCUUACUUCCUCCUGCUGCAGGGCUACAACCACAGACAGGAUUUCGUUAUCUAUCUGAUGAGUGGGACCACCACCAUCUUCGGCUGCUGCAGGGAACACUGUAACGGAGAAGAUGAGGAGAGAUUAAAGGUCGACAUCCUCCUCUUUGCUCCUGAUGUGUUGCCUCAGCACUGCUGCGUCAGACGCCUGGACUCUAACAGCCCAACCUCCACGGGGGAGCCCAGAAAGACAUUGACAAUGCUGAAGCCCCUCCACGGUGCUCCGGUCACCAGGAAUGGUUUUCUCCUGAAGGAGGAGGUCGAACUGAAUCCAGGGGACUUGGUGGGUUUGGGGAAACACUACUUGUUCAUGUUUAAGGAUCCUACGAGCACAUCGGGAUCCCUCCAAACCCCUCCUUGGAUGACCAGACUCUGCCCGAACUCUGACACAAAGCUGUCGUCCUCUUGUUCAUCGUGCGGCUCCUCUAUCGCCCUUAAAAGGUUUCAGAGGAAGGCUUUACCUCCUCGCUGGAGGGACCUGGAAGGCACGGCGGCUCUGCUAAGCUACGAGCUGGAGCAGGAGGAAAGAGUCCUGCAGGAGAUUUUGGACAUGUUGGACCCGAGUGGGAACGAACCAAAACUGACGCCUGCUUUCCUGCUCAGCCUCUGCAUCCAACACUCGGCCUCCACGUUUGAGCUGACACACUUCAGACAGCUGCUGCUCCGGAUAGCCAGUCAGAUCCAGCUGGUUAUGUGGGAGAAGACAAAGGAACUUGCAGCAAUCCAGCCAGAAACGAGCUCCAACGACGGGCAGAACGAGCAGCUGCAGAUGCUGAGCAUGGACGAGCUGAUCCCAGGUCUGCAGCCGCUGGUGCUGUGGAUGGCCAACUCCAUCGAACUGCUGCACUUCAUCCAGCAUGAAGUCCCUCAGCUGCUGCCCUGGAGGCAGGACCAGGAGGACGAAGGUCUGCCGGACUCAGAGAUUAUAUCCACUCGGACAGCGUGUGAAGAAGCCAUGACAGUCCUGGAGGAAGUCAUCAUGUUCACCUUCCAGCAGUCUGUCUAUUAUCUAACAAAGAGCAUGUAUUCAGCCUUGCCGGGUCUGCUGGAUGGGAACCCGUUCUCGGAGAGCGGCCAGCUGCGGAUGCCCGACGGACUCAGCGGCAUCCUGGAGGUGCUGAAGGAGGCACUGAAGCUCCUCACGGCCUUCCAGGUUCACCCGGAUAUUUCUUUACAACUGUGUGCCUACCUGUUCUUCUUCAUCAACGCAUCGCUGUUCAACGCCCUCAUGGAGAGAGGAUCAGUCGCUGGGUUCUACCAGUGGUCCCGAGGUGUUCAGAUCCGGGCCAACCUGGACCUGCUGAUGGACUGGAUCCAGAGCAUCAGUCUGGGCGAUCUGGCCACCGAGUUCUUCCAGAAGCUCUCAGCCGCUGUCAAUCUUCUGGCUACACCCAAAGAAACACUCAUGCAGGCGUCCUGGAUGUCUCUGAGGGCCGAGUUCGCAGCGUUGAACCCGGCACAGCUCCACCACAUGCUGAGGGAGUAUAACUCUGGGAAGGUCUGUCCAGCCGGGUGGAGCCCGUCACCGGACGACGCAGACGACGCCGUCAGGACGGCCAGUGGAUGUGCUGAGAGGAAGACACACAACGUGGAAGAAAGACGAAGAGGAGGAGGAGAAGAAGAAGAAGGAGAAGACAUAGAGGAAGUGUUCACAGUGGAGCUGCACAGAGGACCUCACGGACUCGGCUUGGCGCUCGUAGACGGGAUGAAGACGUCGCUGAGAAUGAGCGGGAUUUACGUGAAGUCGGUGGUGCCCAACUCUCCCGCCGCUCAGUGUCAGAAGCUGAAAAUGGGCGAUCGCAUCCUGGCGGUUAACGGCGUCAGCCUGGUCGGCAUGGAGUACAACAUCGGGAGAGAACUGAUCCGGACGUCGGGAGAUUCGCUCAAACUGCUCGUGGCCAAGAUCGACUUGAAAGCGAGCAGCUCGGUUACAACUAAAUGCUGAGAGGGGCGAACUGAGGAUGGAGGACGGAUGAUGGAUGCUGGAGCCGCUGGAUGGA
Messenger RNA from Scomber japonicus (chub mackerel), 3460 nucleotides. RefSeq names its product Ras association and DIL domains 2a (gene radil2a). Gene Ontology annotation, molecular function: GTPase binding. Gene Ontology annotation, cellular component: microtubule. Lineage: Eukaryota; Metazoa; Chordata; Actinopteri; Scombriformes; Scombridae. The record is from RefSeq and is a predicted model, not a curated record. Gene Ontology annotation, biological process: substrate adhesion-dependent cell spreading; neural crest cell migration; signal transduction. The transcript has 14 exons. The coding region runs from base 430 to 3405 and encodes 991 amino acids.